AUGAACUUUACACUCAUUUGUGGUAAAUUGAAUGGAAUGAGUCUGGCAGGCUUAGCGCUAACCGUUAUAAUCCUAAUAGUUUCGUCAUUAUAUCUAAUUAUAUAUGCAUUUUCACACAACCCUAGAGCAGCAUUACCGGAAGAGGAUACAUUUAUCGUCAGUAUUGAUUCCAAUGGUCAUGAGGUUAAACAAGAUGUUACAAAAGUAACGAAAGACAAUAUCGAUAGCACCGGAGAUGUACUAUUAUCUGUUGUAGUCCCAAGUUACAACGAAACUAAGAGAAUAGAAACAAUGCUAACAGAAGCAGUUGAGCAUUUGCAGAAAAGUUUUCCAAACCAAUGGGAGAUUAUUAUCGUUGAUGAUGGUUCAAGUGACGGCACAACCAAAUUUUGUUUAGAUUUGUCUAAGGAAAAAUUCAACCUCAAAAACAACGAGUUGAAAGUCAUAAAGUUAGCUAAGAACAGAGGUAAAGGUGGUGCAGUGAGACAUGGUUUAUUACGUAUUCAAGGCAAAUACGGUUUAUUUGCCGAUGCUGACGGUGCAAGUAAGUUCAGUGACGCUUCUAAACUGAUUGAGAGCAUUCAAGAACAAGAAACCCAAGACAUUAAAGAUAACUCACCCAAAGCGGCUAUUGCGAUCGGAUCUCGUGCACACAUGGUUAACACAGAAGCUGUUGUGAAGAGAUCAUUUUUGAGGAACACAUUGAUGUACGGGUUCCAUGCAUUGGUGUAUCUGUUCGGGAUCAGAUCUAUCAAGGACACGCAAUGCGGGUUCAAACUGUUCAACCGACAGUCUAUCCAUGAGAUAUUGCCGUAUUUGCACACCGAGGGCUGGAUUUUCGAUGUCGAGAUCUUGAUGCUGGGGAUAAGAAAGGGGAUUUCAAUUGUCGAGGUUCCCGUGUCCUGGCACGAAGUUGAUGGAUCGAAAGUUGAUUUGGCAAGAGACAGUAUUAAUAUGGCUAUUGACUUAGUCGUUAUCAGAAUGGCAUAUUUACUUGGUGUAUAUAAUGAUUCAAAAGAAUGUUAG
Molecule: messenger RNA, 1026 nt
Organism: Tetrapisispora phaffii CBS 4417
Lineage: Eukaryota; Fungi; Ascomycota; Saccharomycetes; Saccharomycetales; Saccharomycetaceae
Gene: ALG5
Product: dolichyl-phosphate beta-glucosyltransferase
Exons: 1
Coding region: 1-1026 (341 amino acids)
Cellular component (GO): endoplasmic reticulum membrane
Source: RefSeq, a predicted model, not a curated record